Molecule: messenger RNA, 915 nt
Organism: Clonostachys byssicola
Lineage: Eukaryota; Fungi; Ascomycota; Sordariomycetes; Hypocreales; Bionectriaceae
Source: the annotation of a GenBank genome assembly
AUGCCAGGAUACAAGCUCAUUCUCAAGGGUCUGGUUGCCUUAUGCUUCCUCCUCGAAGCAUCUGCGAACAACUCUGACUUGGACGACCCUCGAUUUAUAGGUUACUUCUUUGACGCUGGUAAAACGACCAUUGAGAGAAUGUCGGCCCCAAGUUCAUUGUACACGAAAUUCACGACGUCCGGAAAGUUUGCUGGCCCGUGUCCAAACUACGGAUCCAAGUGUGAGGUCAACACCAUGUGUGAAGAUAAUACGCUUUCAGGGCCCGAUAUCACCAAUGUUCCAUGCACCAGUCUGUCCUCCUGCCAGACAAUGACAAUUCUACAAACGUCUCCAGCUGGCGGUCCUAUGGCCAAGUAUAUCUUUUGCGGACUUGUUUGGUCAGCGCAUACCGUAUAUCGCGAACCAAUUACAUCGUCGACAACGAGCACAUCCUCGCUCAAAGAUUCGACCGUUACCUCGACCGAAAUGCUGUCAGCAACCGCAUCAGCAGUACUAAUGACCUCCACGAGCGACCUCCCCCCCAAAGGUACAUCAGAAGCAGGCUCCAGCUCUAGUUCGGCGGUUAGCAGCCAGGCAUGGAUCGCUGGUCCAGUCCUUGGCGGCGUGAUUGUCCUCGGUCUUCUUGUAGCCGGUGGGUUCUGGUGGGGGAACAGAUACCGUCGACACGAGGAGCCGAUGAAUUUACAGUCCAGUUCGGACAAUACGCCCCUAAAUAAACCCAUCUUUCCCACUGGAUCGGCUUAUUUUCCAGGUAGGAUACCGAUGAACCACCAGAAUAAUUAUCGGGAGACUAGCAUGCCGUCCUCCACGUUGAUGGAGUUGGGCUCUGACGCAGAAACAUACCAACACUCUCGGUCGUAUCCUGAACUUCCCGCGAGCCCUCAGCAAAUUCAUAGUGUUGAGAACCGCGCUUGA